AUGGACUUUGAUUCUGGCACCUUCUUCAAAGCCAGGCUCCACAGAGAAUUUUCAGCCCCGCGGGUGCGGGGAGCGCUGGCGCAGCCCCGGCCCGGGCGGGGCGGCCCCGGGCGGGCCGUGGGAGUCGGGAGCGGCCGGGCUGUGAUGAACGGAGGGCUCCGAGGGGAGCGGCCCGGGCCGGCCGUGGGCGUGCGGGGCCUGGCGGGGCUCGGGGGGCCGGGCCGGGCCGGGCAGAGGCUGAGGGAGAGCGGGACAAGCGCUGGCACAGAGGCCCCGGGCUCGCCGUGCCCCCCUGGCCACGCAGCCGGGCUCGGGGGCCGCCUGACUCAGAGGCAGCCCCGGCUGCGGGGGUCCCCGGGGCUCUCUGGGGAGGGGGCGUAUCCCUCUCCCCUUGCCCGCCCGGGACAUGCCCCCGGCCCGCUCCUGGCCACGGCCCCGGCGCCGGCCCCGGCCCCGGCCGCGGCCCCGGGCGUCCUGUCCCGCUCUCGCCACCGCCCGGCUCCGGCCGAGCUGGCACUGGCGCUUCUGGGCGGGCCUCAGUGCCUGGGGCUGGGGCGCGCUGACCGCCGCGUCUCUUCCCCAGGGAAGGCGCAGGAGGCCCUGCAGCAGCGCUACAGGAUCGGCUCGCUGCUGGGGCGCGGCGGAUUCGGCAGGGUUUUCUCGGCCACUCGGCUCUCGGAUGGCGCCCCGGUGGCCAUCAAAAAGGUGCCACGGAACCGCAUCCGGGACUGGGGCGAGCUGCCCGACGGCACCAGCGCACCACUGGAGAUUGUGCUGCUGGACAAGGUGUCCACAGGCUUCUCCGGUGUGGUGCAACUGCUGGAAUGGUUUGAGCUCCCCAAGCACAUCGUAAUGGUGCUGGAGCGCCCAGAGCGAUGUGAGGACCUGCGGCGCUACAUUCGGGCACGGAUAUUCCUGUCCGAGGAAGAGGCGCGGGAGCUUUUCCAGCAGGUUCUGGAGGCCGUGAAGCACUGCACCAGCUGCGGGGUCCUUCACAGAGACAUCAAACCGGAGAAUAUCCUGGUUGAUCUGGACACCGGCGAGGCAAAAUUGAUUGACUUUGGCUGUGGCACCUACCUGCAGGACACAGCUUACACACAAUUUGCAGGAACACGAUCAUACAGACCCCCGGAAUGGACCAACUUCGGAUGGUACCAUGGCGAGGCAGCAACCGUCUGGACCCUGGGCAUCCUGCUGCAUGAGAUGGUCUGCGGGAAGCACCCUUUCAGGAGGGGCUGGAACAUCAGCUGGGGCCAUCUCCUGCUGCCACAACAGCUCUCCCAAGGAAGCGUUCUUGGUCGGGUCUAG
Messenger RNA from Poecile atricapillus (Black-capped chickadee), 1308 nucleotides. RefSeq names its product serine/threonine-protein kinase pim-1-like. The transcript has 9 exons. Gene Ontology annotation, molecular function: ATP binding; protein serine/threonine kinase activity. Gene Ontology annotation, cellular component: cytoplasm. Gene Ontology annotation, biological process: protein autophosphorylation. The record is from RefSeq and is a predicted model, not a curated record. Bases 1 to 1308 code for a protein of 435 amino acids. NCBI's taxonomy places the organism in Eukaryota, Metazoa, Chordata, Aves, Passeriformes, Paridae.